Mytilinidion resinicola is the source of this 1902-nucleotide messenger RNA. RefSeq names its product FolC bifunctional protein. The coding region runs from base 40 to 1569 and encodes 509 amino acids. Gene Ontology annotation, cellular component: mitochondrion; cytoplasm; cytosol. Gene Ontology annotation, biological process: folic acid-containing compound biosynthetic process. The transcript is spliced from 3 exons. Gene Ontology annotation, molecular function: tetrahydrofolylpolyglutamate synthase activity; dihydrofolate synthase activity; ATP binding. Lineage: Eukaryota; Fungi; Ascomycota; Dothideomycetes; Mytilinidiales; Mytilinidiaceae. The record is from RefSeq and is a predicted model, not a curated record.
CGCCUCCGCCAAUACUGCGAGGAGCAUCGCCAGGCCAACAUGAUCCAGCCGGGGCUUGAGCGGAUCUCCUUGCUGCUGAAACACACACAAGCCCGAACCCUCCACCCGUGGAAGGCCAUACAUGUCGCCGGCACUAACGGAAAAGGCUCCAUCUGCGCCAAUGCAUCUGCACUACUACGACGCGCGAAUGUGCGGUGUGGCCGCUUCACCUCACCCCAUCUGAUAGACCGAUGGGACUGUAUCACCAUCGACGAUGUGCCUGUCAAGCAUAAGCUCUUCCGUGAGGUUGAGGACAGCUACCUCCAGUACAAUGCUAGCGAGGGCAUCAAGGCCUCCGAGUUCGAGAUCCUCACCGCCACCGCUUUCGACAUCUUCGGGCGCGAGAACGUCCAAGUCGGCGUUGUCGAAGUCGGCAUGGGCGGCCGUCAAGACGCUACCAACGUGCUACAGGCGCCCCUUGUCACCGUGAUUUCCAAAAUCAGCCUGGACCACCAGUCGUGGCUGGGGAACACCAUACAAGAAAUCGCCAGAGAGAAAGCUGGCAUUCUAAAACCCGGCGUGCCCUGUGUCGUCGACCACACCAACGACGACGCAGUCAAAAACGUCAUUGAAGCUGUUGCCAAAGAAGUUGGCGCCGGUCCUAUCCUGUACACGAACUCGAUAGACAAUGAGAUGGCGACCUUCCCUGGCUGGGGGGACAUCUUCGAUUCGAUACUCCCCCAUCAACGAGUCAACACCAUCUCUGCCUAUCUCGCUGUCCGCCAGACCCUGGAGUCUCUCGGAUUGCCCAAAUUAGAGGCAACAGAAGUUGCCCCUGGCCUGAAGGACGUCGUUUGGCCGGGACGUUUGCAGAAACUACAGCUGGAUCCUAUCAUCAAGACAGAUACACCGAUUCUCCUGGAUGGCGCCCACAAUGCAGACUCUGCCCGAGUCCUAGGCGACUGUGUCAACGAGAGGUUCCGACAGAACAGCGAAAGCCUACAAGAAUGGGCCGACGCGAGAUCCUACCCAGACGCCAGCUUCGUGACUUGGAUUCUCGCAGUCACCGAAGGCAAAGACGCCGAGGAGAUCCUUCGACCUUUACUCAGGCCUGGUGAUACCGUCAUGACAGUUGAAUUUGGACCUAUUGAGGGGAUGCCCUGGGUGCGACCGAUGGAUAGCUACAAGCUGCUCCAGGCUGCCCGCACCGUCUGCGAUGGAAUAGCAGUUGAAAGAUCCUUCGGGAAGGAGCUCGUCGCAGCGCUACUCCAAGCGAACUACUUUGCGUGCCACGUUGACGCUCAUAAACUCAUGCCUAGCCCCAACCGACCGAUCGUGAUUGCUGGGAGUUUGUAUCUGGCAUCCGACAUCCUCCGCCUACAGCGAGAUUACGACCCGACUGACGAGCACGUUAUAAAGCAAAGGAAUGGAUACAAGAGGUUCUUGUCAUUCCAGGUGCCUUAUGAGUCAGAUGAAAAAGAUUCUGAGAGCGACUAUGACCCUGAAGGAGACUCUAGUCCUAAAAGGGGAGCAUCAUCCAGAGGUAGAGGCAGAGGCAGAGGAGGACGAGGAAGAGGAAGAGGGAGAUGAGCCAGAGUAAUAUGGUGGUUGAAGAACGAAAUUCUUUUUUAUGGUGGAUUUCUCAAUGGAGGAUUGAAUAAUCACUAUCGUUCAGCGAACAGGUACUAAGGAUUCGAGUGGAGCCGUUUAGAUGGGGAGGACUCGGAUAAACUCACUUCACAAGCGACGGGACAUGUUUUGAACCGCAACUUUGCCGCACUAUUUCGCGGACUCCGCAUCGUUGGGAUAACAUGCACCGCUCUCCUCUUUAAACAUACCAUCGCCAGGGAAUCAAUCACGCGUAACGAAAGGCGCCAGUAAGUUCAUCACGUAGAUCUCAACAUCCUCAAUUCAUUGGCUACG